This is a messenger RNA of Dendroctonus ponderosae (mountain pine beetle), 3012 nucleotides long. RefSeq lists its product as uncharacterized. The coding region runs from base 325 to 1770 and encodes 481 amino acids. The record is from RefSeq and is a predicted model, not a curated record. The transcript has 5 exons. Gene Ontology annotation, biological process: adenylate cyclase-activating adrenergic receptor signaling pathway. Lineage: Eukaryota; Metazoa; Arthropoda; Insecta; Coleoptera; Curculionidae. Gene Ontology annotation, cellular component: membrane. Gene Ontology annotation, molecular function: G protein-coupled receptor activity.
GUUUCGAAUUUUCCACUGUCUGGAUCGUGGGAAGCGUCCUACAAGUUUUUUUGCGCAAAAGAGUUUGUUUGCUAAAUUUAAUCAUUUGCGAUAAUUAUUCAGCGUUGCAUUUUCCAAAUUAUUUGAUCGUUGUUGAAUACAUUUUUUAAUUUAUCACCUCGAAAUUUCAUUCAACAUGAACUCGAUUCUUAUGAACAUUUGUCGGCUCUUUCGCUUCUAAUGUUUCGGAAAGAAGCAGAUUUUUAUCAAUGGGUGCCAGUAAUGAGGAAAGUACUCACAAUGCCAUAAAAUGACUUCACUUAGUGAUUUCAAUGAAACCGUAAGAUGGACAACUUCACUGAGGUCAAUCUUUAUGAAUCAUUUGAUCAAAAUCGGACAACGCCUGUUUUUGCCAUUGGACCCGAAUUUAUUGCGCAAUGGAAGUUUCAGAAGCAAAAGGAAAAAAUCUGCAAAACAAUAUAUCAAGGCAUUAUAUCAGUGAACAAAUGUACCGAGACCAUAAAUUUUACAGCUUUUGAUAGCGAGGCAAUGUAUGGCAGUGAAACCGAUUUUAUGCGAUACAACCUCCUACAAACCAGCAACAUGCAAAUUUUCGGAGCAUCUUCCCAGAAGGUCAACGGAGAUAUUCCCCAUCUUAAGAAACUACCCGGGCCUGACUUACUGAUACCAAUUACGCCAAAACAUACUCACACCAAAGUAAGGAAUGAUUCGCAAGCGAAUCAGCCUGAACCGAAAAAACCCACACCACAACACUUGGUAAGACCCAACAAGAUCCCCUAUUUACCCACAUCAUACAGUUCGAUUGAAAUCGGCGCAAAACCGCUUGUAGCGUCCUGUAAACCCCCGAACAAACAGAUUCAUAGCACGUAUGACUUGCUAACUGGAAUGGAUACGUCCGAGUUAACUUACAUGGAUGAAAGUAGCGUAGUUAUCCCUUCCCCAGUGUUGGAGAAAGUUUCCAGUCUUAGUAACAUAUCCAACACUGAGCAAAAUAAUGGUCUGGCGCCAUCGAGCGAGUAUUAUGAGCGAUUGCUUCCAAACGUAGACCAUUCGAUUAGUAAUCCCAGUAGGAUCCAAGAUAAAGAAAAACUUACUCCGAAUCCGUAUUAUAGCCAAAGUAACUGUAGUAGUCUUCGCAACUCUCAGCCGCAUAAAGACCCGACAAAUUUUCAGACGGUCGAGGCUCAUAGCAAUUCCGUUCGGAUUCACACUGAGGUAACUCUGAGCUCGAAUCGCCCCAUCACGUCUCUAGUAAGCAAGAAGAGCUAUGGUGACGAUUCCCAAAAAAGCUCCUUUAAAGAUGGAAGCACUAAGGGUUCGUUCAAGGAUAGUUGCGCCAGUUCCCCUUGUGAGGGAAUAUCAGCCAUAUCGCAAACAGAUACGGAUGCCACCACGGACGCCGCUUCUCGCAGAGCUUUUGUCAAGUCGCUAGGGAAGAAAUUUAAAGCCAAGAAGAAAACCCUAUCGGGACCUCUUGGUGCUUUCGGGAUGCGGCAGAAAUCGAAAAGCGAAAACCGGGCCCGGAAAGCUUUGCGGACCAUUUCAUUUAUUUUAGGCGCCUUUGUGAUUUGUUGGACGCCGUACCAUAUUUUUGCGCUCGUUGAAGGCUUUUGCACCCAACCUCCUUGUAUAAAUCCUCGUCUUUACAUGUUCUCGUACUUUCUUUGCUACACCAACAGCCCCUUAAAUCCGUUUUGCUACGCCCUAGCCAAUCAACAGUUUAAGAAAACCUUCACAAGGAUUCUCAGAGGCGACUUUCAUAUUACUUAAUGCAUUACAGCGUGAUAUUGACAAUAAUUCUAGACGGUUUUCACCAAUUAAAUGUCGAGUAGUUGCAGUAUAGGAUACGAACGGUAAUAAAAGAAGCGACACUCUUUUAGACCUUACCCAAAUGGACAUUACAGGAAAAUCUUCAUGUAAAGGUGUUUUGGUUGCAGGCAACGAAUUUCUUUCUGGUACUGUGAAGUACUUGGUGUGGCUCAAAGUAACCAUCAAGUUAAGUUUUUUUUAAUGAAAUAGUCCAACUUUCUUAGGCAAACUGGUAUUAUGCAAUAAACUCGUCCUGAUUUGCGUAUUACAAAGGAUGUUCCAAUAAGAACGACGGAUUUAAAUUUGAAAUAAAACAUACAUUUUUGAGGAAUUUUAUAUAUUUUUUAGGAAUUUUCCUUAAACAAAUUUGUAUUGUUUAUUUAGACAUUUAGGAACACAUUUUUCCAAAAUCAGAAAGAAUUAUUGUAUGUUAUUGCUUUCAUUAUGCUUACACAGACCGCAGCCAAAAAUGUUUAGGUAUACCGACGUUUUAUACCUAUAAUACGCAUACCAAUUUCGAAAAAAAAAUGCAUUUGGUAGAAUAAUGGCUUAAGCAACUUAAAAUAGAACAAAUUAAAUUAAUUGAAAAUAUCGAAAUAAAAAUUUGAUCAAAUAAUGAAAAUGUCUACUUCAAACGGCGAACUUUGCAGAUAUACAGUUAUACGCUAAUUUCGGGACACCAUGGCCUAUUGGCACAGAAAGUAGUACGUAGCCACAAAAUAGAAUCUCAACGUAAUUCGCUCAAUUCUCCAGUAAAAGCAUGGUUCGUAUUACCAGCAGCAUUAUCUGUUUAUAUCUAUUGAAAAAUUGUUGCCAGCACUCAAUCAAGGGGAUUUUAGCAAAAGAAGCAGGGAGUUUACAGUGAAAUCUGCAAUAAUAACUUCGUUUCGCCCACAUAUACAAAGACACAAUACUCAAUGAUCAUACUCAGUUUGUAAUAGUUUUAGAGGCAAAUAUGGUGUUAAGGGUUUUCAGUCUAUUAGCACUGAAGACCAAUAUAGUAAGUAUAUUUCCUAUUACAUAGUCUGUUAUAGGUGCAUUUAAAGCUUCCCUAAAUUAUAAUUUUCAGAAAAAAACACACAUUUUAGUUAGUUUCUCCGGGUGCGUUUGAUUCUUUUUAUAAUUUAUUUUCGAUAACCCAACAGCGCUUUUAAGUUACAAAACAAGCUAAUAUAAUAAUAGCCAUUACAUAAAACUAAUUUA